AUGCCAGGAGAGAAAAGAGCCUUUGAGGAGGUGCACCAAGAUCAGGCGCACUCGUUGCCUGUAUCGUCCCAGAUAAUAUCAUCUCAAGGGGGGUUAACAGCUUCCGAAGAACAGGUUUUAAGACAGGUGAAGCGUCCCAAUGGGAAUCAAGAACCUUCUGAAUUUGAGCGAGAGUUAUUGGACAUGACUCAAGCAGUCCGUGGAAUGGAACAGGAGGAAGAUCAGAAUUGGAGCAGACCUGAAUUAUCAGCUGAUUUCAAUUCCGAAUUGGAAGAUGUCAGUUUUCAACAAUUGGACGCGGAAGAGUUCAACGAACGAGAUAACACCUUUGCUCGAUUCUUUGGUAUUACUGAAGCUGGACAUUCAGUGUUGUGUAAUGUUGUAGGAUUUAUCCAUUACUUCUACGUUCCAGUUCCCAAAGGGUUCGUUAAGGAUCAGCAUUUGCAACAAUUCACCAAUUACUUGCAUGCCAAUUAUGAAGGUAUAGAUAAGGUCGAAAUAACAUUGAAGGAAACAAUCUGGGGAUAUAACAGAAAUAUCAAGACUCCAUUCUUCAAAGUGUUUGUCAAUAAUACUAGAAACAUCACUAAACUCAGAACAGCUUUUGAAAGAGGUGACAUUCGGUUUGAAAACUUGUUCAGUGAAACCGUGUCUUACGACAAUAUCAACUAUUUGAUGAGGUUGAUGAUUGACUGUAAAAUCACUGGGAUGUCGUGGAUAACCUUACCAAAGUCUAAAUAUAAAAUGGUUCCUGAUAAUCUUAAGAUUUCUAGCUGUCAAAUAGAAUGUUCCAUUGACUACAGGGACUUGAUCACCCAUCCAUCAGAAGGAGAAUGGUUGAAGAUGGCACCACUUCGUAUUUUAUCCUUUGAUAUUGAAUGUGCUGGUAGAAAAGGUAUAUUCCCGGAAGCUCAACAUGAUCCGGUCAUUCAGAUUGCUAAUGUAGUACUGAAAUCGGGUGAGUCUAAACCAUUCGUCAGAAAUGUUUUCACUGUCAAUACAUGUUCUCCUAUUAUUGGGUCUCAAAUCUUUGAGCAUGCCAAGGAAGAAGAAAUGUUGAUGCAUUGGAGACAGUUCAUCACUGAGGUGGACCCUGAUGUUAUUAUUGGUUAUAAUACUUCCAAUUUUGAUAUCCCUUACUUGUUAGAUAGGGCCAAAGCGUUAGGGUUAAAGGAUUUCCCCUUCUUUGGUAGAUUAAAACGUAUUAAGCAAGAAGUCAAAGAUGCCGUGUUUAGUUCUAGGGCAUAUGGUACCAGAGAAAACAAGGUCGUUAAUAUUGAUGGACGAAUGCAAUUGGAUUUGCUUCAGUUUGUUCAAAGAGAAUACAAAUUGCGUUCUUAUACAUUGAACUCGGUCUCGGCUCACUUUUUGGGGGAACAGAAGGAAGAUGUGCAACAUUCUAUUAUUACUGACUUACAAAACGGUACGAAAGAAACAAGAAGACGGUUGGCAGUUUACUGUUUGAAAGAUGCAUUCUUGCCUUUGAGACUUUUGGACAAGCUUAUGUGUUUGGUUAAUUAUACAGAAAUGGCUAGAGUCACUGGUGUUCCAUUCUCGUAUUUGUUAUCCAGAGGGCAACAAAUCAAGGUUAUCUCACAAUUAUUCAGAAAAUGUUUAGAAGAAGAUAUCAUUAUUCCAAAUAUGAAGAGCGAAGGAACAAACGAAGAGUACGAAGGUGCAACCGUUAUUGAACCUAUAAGAGGAUAUUAUGACGUACCUAUUGCAACCUUGGAUUUCAGUUCGUUGUAUCCUUCGAUCAUGAUGGCCCAUAAUUUGUGUUAUACCACUUUACUUAGCAAGAGUGCAAUCCAAGCGUACGGGUUGACCGAAGAAGAUUAUACUAGAACACCAAAUGGUGAUUUCUUUGUCAAGUCACACAAAAGACAAGGUAUUUUACCAACCAUCUUGAAUGAAUUAUUGACUGCUAGAAAAAAGGCUAAAGCUGACUUGAAAAAGGAAACAGAUCCAUUUAAGAAAGAUGUGCUUAAUGGUAGACAAUUAGCAUUAAAGAUCUCGGCCAACUCGGUUUAUGGGUUCACUGGUGCUACUAUUGGUAAAUUGCCUUGUCUUGCAAUUUCAUCUUCUGUUACUGCUUUUGGUAGAGAAAUGAUCGAGAAAACCAAAAACGAAGUUCAAGAAUAUUAUUCUAAAAAGAAUGGACACCCGUUUGAUGCUCAAGUUAUUUAUGGUGAUACAGAUUCUGUUAUGGUCAAGUUUGGUUAUCAAGACUUGGAAACUUGUAUGAAAUUGGGUGAGGAGGCUGCUAAUUACGUGUCGACUAAAUUCAAGAGUCCUAUUAAGUUGGAGUUUGAGAAGGUUUAUUAUCCAUAUUUGUUAAUCAACAAGAAGAGAUAUGCUGGGUUAUAUUGGACCAGACCCGAUAAGUUUGAUAAGAUGGAUACCAAAGGUAUUGAAACAGUUAGAAGAGAUAACUGUAGAUUGGUACAAAAUGUUAUCACCAAAGUUUUACAAUUUAUUUUGGAAGAACGAGAUGUUGAAAAGGCACAGAGAUUUGUUAAACAGACAAUUGCUGAUUUAUUGCAAAACCGAGUAGAUUUGUCACAGUUGGUUAUUACCAAGGCUUAUGCUAAGCACGAUUAUUCCGCUAAACAGGCCCAUGUUGAAUUGGCAGAAAGAAUGAAGAAGAGAGACCCUGGUUCAGCUCCUACUCUUGGUGAUAGAGUCGCCUAUGUGAUUGUUAAUACUGGUAGUGAUAAGAACUAUGAAAAAUCAGAAGAUCCUUUGUAUGUUUUAGAAAACUCAUUACCUAUUGAUGUCAAGUACUAUUUGGAUCAACAAUUGACCAAGCCACUAGAAAGAAUUUUCAAUCCAAUUUUGGGAGAUGGUAAGACCAAGGAGUUGUUAGCAGGUGCCCAUACAAGAACUAUUAAAAUGUCUGCUCCCAAGACAGGUGGAUUAAUGAGGUUUGCCAAGAAAUCUGAAGUCUGUAUCAAUUGUAAGACACCAUUGAAAUCAGAAAAUCAUGGAGCUUUGUGUCCAAAUUGUAUUCGGGAAGGUAAAGGUCCUGAACUUUAUUCCAAUGCUCUUUCACAAAUGAAUUACUUGGAAAACAAGUUUUCCCGUUUAUGGACCGAAUGUCAACGUUGUCAAGGAUCAUUGCAUCAAGAAGUUUUGUGUGGUAACAAGGAUUGUCCAAUUUUCUACAUGAGAACAAAGGCCCAGAAAGACGUCCAUCAACAAGCAAUGGAACUUGUCAAGUGGGAAAAUACUGUUUGGUAA
Messenger RNA from Spathaspora passalidarum NRRL Y-27907, 3240 nucleotides. RefSeq names its product DNA-directed DNA polymerase delta (gene POL3). Gene Ontology annotation, biological process: DNA-templated DNA replication; nucleotide-excision repair, DNA gap filling; DNA replication proofreading. The coding region runs from base 1 to 3240 and encodes 1079 amino acids. NCBI's taxonomy places the organism in Eukaryota, Fungi, Ascomycota, Pichiomycetes, Serinales, Debaryomycetaceae. The transcript has a single exon. Gene Ontology annotation, molecular function: DNA-directed DNA polymerase activity; 3'-5'-DNA exonuclease activity; nucleotide binding. The record is from RefSeq and is a predicted model, not a curated record. Gene Ontology annotation, cellular component: delta DNA polymerase complex.